Messenger RNA from Sorghum bicolor (sorghum), 1647 nucleotides. RefSeq names its product 26S protease regulatory subunit 8 homolog A. The record is from RefSeq and is a predicted model, not a curated record. Gene Ontology annotation, biological process: proteasome-mediated ubiquitin-dependent protein catabolic process. The transcript is spliced from 9 exons. The coding region runs from base 131 to 1399 and encodes 422 amino acids. Lineage: Eukaryota; Viridiplantae; Streptophyta; Magnoliopsida; Poales; Poaceae. Gene Ontology annotation, molecular function: proteasome-activating activity; ATP hydrolysis activity; ATP binding. Gene Ontology annotation, cellular component: proteasome regulatory particle, base subcomplex.
AAGCCGCCCCUGACCGCCAGACGCCCGGACCCAAGCCAGCAAGCAAAGCCCACUUCAGCUUCCGGGUCGAAACCUUUCUUCGAACGCAAGAAGAACCCCCUACCCCGAACGCGACCUACCCGAGCCGGCGAUGGCGACGGUGGCGAUGGACAUCUCGAAGCCCACGCCGGCGGCGUCCGGCGACGAGGCCGCGGCGGCCGCGAAGGGGAGGAGCGGCGCCGGGGGCGAGGGGCUGCGGCAGUACUACCUGCAGCACAUCCACGACCUGCAGCUCCAGAUCCGGCAGAAGACCCACAACCUCAACCGCCUCGAGGCCCAGCGCAACGACCUCAACUCCCGAGUUAGAAUGCUCAGGGAAGAGUUGCAGUUGCUUCAAGAGCCUGGCUCAUAUGUUGGUGAGGUGGUGAAGGUCAUGGGGAAAUCAAAGGUUCUGGUGAAGGUACAUCCUGAAGGCAAAUAUGUGGUGGAUCUGGAUAAGAGCAUUGAUAUCACAAAGAUCACACCUUCAACAAGGGUUGCUCUUCGGAAUGACAGUUAUAUGCUCCAUCUGAUUCUACCAAGCAAAGUUGAUCCAUUGGUCAAUCUCAUGAAGGUUGAGAAGGUUCCUGAUUCUACUUAUGACAUGAUUGGAGGCCUUGACCAGCAAAUUAAAGAGAUCAAAGAGGUCAUCGAGCUUCCAAUCAAACAUCCAGAGCUUUUUGAGAGCCUUGGAAUUGCCCAACCAAAGGGUGUCCUCCUUUAUGGACCUCCGGGCACGGGAAAGACAUUGCUGGCACGUGCGGUUGCUCAUCACACUGACUGCACUUUCAUCAGGGUGUCUGGUUCUGAGCUGGUUCAGAAAUAUAUUGGUGAGGGUUCCCGGAUGGUUCGUGAACUAUUUGUUAUGGCCAGGGAACAUGCACCGUCCAUUAUAUUUAUGGAUGAAAUAGACUCUAUCGGAUCUGCUAGAAUGGAGUCUGGAACUGGCAACGGUGAUAGUGAAGUGCAACGUACCAUGCUUGAGCUUCUAAACCAGCUUGAUGGUUUUGAAGCAUCAAACAAAAUUAAGGUUUUGAUGGCAACAAACAGAAUAGACAUCUUGGAUCAAGCCCUUCUGAGGCCUGGCCGCAUAGACAGGAAGAUUGAAUUUCCAAAUCCUAAUGAGGAUUCACGUUUCGAUAUCCUGAAGAUUCAUUCAAGAAAAAUGAACUUGAUGCGUGGUAUUGAUCUGAAAAAGAUCGCUGAAAAGAUGAAUGGGGCCUCAGGAGCUGAGCUUAAGGCUGUCUGCACAGAGGCUGGAAUGUUUGCUCUCCGCGAGAGGAGGGUGCACGUUACCCAGGAGGACUUCGAGAUGGCGGUGGCCAAGGUGAUGAAGAAAGACACGGAGAAGAACAUGUCCCUGCGCAAGCUCUGGAAGUGAGGCUCAUGCCUUGUUGUACCCACCUUUCAUGUCCACGCUGAAGCUAGUGCCUUCAUAUUUUUAUCUUUCAUACCACUUUGCCAAAGCAGUGGAAUGGUGUAACGGCAUGCUCUGUGCAUGCCUAUUAUGUUUAAAGUUUUCCUUAUAACAGCUGUAGUAUGUUAUUGCAAAAGUUGAAUUUUAUCAGAUCAGCUAGAUGACGGUACUAAUGCAUUGCUAGCUCGCGAUGUUCUGAGUUCCAGUUCCUA